AUGAAAUUCCCGACGGAGAAUCCCAGAAAACCUGGGAACAUGGACCCCCCACCAGUGGCAGUCCAGACCAACCUGGUCCCCCCCAAGAAGGUGCAGCCAGGCAUGCUUCAGUCCAGCCUGGUGCACGCCAGCGUGGCCACCAUGCAGAACCCGAUGGGCUGCACUGUGCCGCGGCUCUCCGUCUCCUCACGACCCCCCAGCGUGGUGGCCAGCAUGGAGGCGGUGGCCGACGGGUCUGCCCCCUUCACCAUGAUGAAGCUGAAGACAGUGCUGGCAGUAUUCGUGGUGGUGGUGGCCUACCUGGUGGCGGGGGGCUUGGUGUUCCGGGCACUGGAGCAGCCCUUUGAAAACAAUCAGAAGAUCACCAUAACAGCAGAGAAGGCAGCCUUCCUCCAGAAACACCCGUGUGUAUCUCCGGAUGAGCUGGAGGCUGUCAUCAAGCAUUCUGUAGACGCUGUGAAUGCCGGAGUGAAUCCUAUUGGUGAUACCUCCUACAACUCCAGCCACUGGGAUCUGGGAAGUGCCUUCUUCUUCGCUGGAACUGUCAUCACAACCAUAGGGUAUGGUAACAUUGCCCCGAGCACAGAGGGAGGAAAGAUUUUCUGUAUUCUGUAUGCAAUAUUUGGCAUCCCACUGUUUGGAUUCCUCCUGGCAGGCGUUGGGGACCAGCUAGGUACCAUAUUUGUCAAAAGCAUUGCCAAGGUGGAGAAGAUGUUCCGGAAUAAACACAACCAGAUAAGCCAGACUAAAAUCCGUGUGGCCUCCACUCUCCUCUUCAUCCUGGCUGGCUGCAUCUUGUUUGUCACCAUCCCAGCUGUGAUCUUCAAACACAUUGAGGGCUGGACGGCUCUGGAGUCAACAUAUUUUGUCGUCAUCACUCUGACAACAGUUGGAAUAGGAGACUAUGUGGCAGGGGGAGACCGGAGGAUCGAGUACCGGAAGUGGUACAGACCACUAGUGUGGUUCUGGAUCCUGGGUGGUCUGGCCUACUUUGCUGCAGUGCUGAACAUGAUUGGUGACUGGCUGAGGGUGCUGUCCAAAAAGACAAAAGAAGAGGUUGGAGAGAUCAAGGCUCAUGCAGCAGAGUGGAAAGCAAAUGUGCGAGCAGAGUUACGGGAGACACGACGGCGUAUGAGUGUCGAGGUCCACGACAAGCUGCAGCGAGCCGCCACCAUCCGGAGCAUGGAGAGACGGCAGCUGGGCCUGGACCAGCGCGCCGUGUCCCUGGACAUGCUUUCCCCAGAGCGCCGCGCCAUCUUCAACAGCCUGGACACCAACAGCUAUAAGACCUCCUCCCAGGAGAGCAUCGACACCAAGCUGAACAACCUCCGGCUUCGGGGGGCCGAGCAGUGUGACCGGCGCUCCAACGACCAAACCACAUCUGAGGACAACAUUUUCAACCGCCUGGGCUCUGUCACCAAGCUGGCCAAGCGCAACAGGAAUCGGGACCUAAAGAAAAACAUCCCAGACGAGGCUCGACGGCCUCACAGCGAGGCCUACUGUUGCACGCCCACUUUCGACUGCAGCACACCCAUUGCAGAUGAAGGUAAAAGGAAGGACGAAGGAGAGGAUGAGAAUGAGGAAAAGGAGUGCAACACUAGCUUGUCUGAUUUUCCACUGUUUGUGGAAGCUUGCAAGCCACAGAAUGGGUUUUUUCCAGAGCAGACCAAAGAGAAUGACAGUGAGAAAACACAUCCAUCAAAAGAGCUGCAUAUUCAGAUGGACCCAUAG
Molecule: messenger RNA, 1731 nt
Organism: Chelmon rostratus (copperband butterflyfish)
Lineage: Eukaryota; Metazoa; Chordata; Actinopteri; Chaetodontiformes; Chaetodontidae
Product: potassium channel subfamily K member 10-like
Exons: 7
Coding region: 1-1731 (576 amino acids)
Biological process (GO): potassium ion transmembrane transport; stabilization of membrane potential
Cellular component (GO): membrane
Molecular function (GO): potassium ion leak channel activity
Source: RefSeq, a predicted model, not a curated record